CACGCAUUCGUACAGUUGCAGUGUAGUAAAUUUGUAAUACAAAUUGAGUCGCCCCUUGUAAAAUCAACAAUAACAAACCCUAGCUUGUUUGUGUCGUCAAAAUUUCAUAAAAUCUAGCUGAGGAAUCAGAUGGCAACUAAACCAUUAACAACCGAGGCAAUUGCUAUCACAGAGAAGAAAAUGGACAUGACAUUAGAUGAUAUUAUCAAGAUGUCCAAAACUAACACUAGCAAACCCAAGAAGCAGCAAAGAGUUCCAAUCAAAAGUCAAAAAAAUAUGAAUAGAGCCCCCUUAGAUAAAUCAGUAAUGAUGCAAAGUUACAUGGACUCGAGAUCUUCAAUUAGACAGGCUACUCUUGCCAAGAGAAGAUCAAAUUUCCAGGGUAAUCAAUUUCCUUUAGCUUCUGAGCAUGCUCGUAAGGCUUUUGUUGCACCUGUUCGAAAUAAAACUUUCAAUCAAAGCAGGGCUAGGAAUAUGACAGCUCCAAGGGUUGAAGCUUUACCAGUUCAGAAGCGGGCUGGAUAUGGAGGCCUUGUUGUGAAGCAAUCACAGCAGCAGGUGAAGGUGUUGCCUAAUCAAAGGCCUCGAACGCUGGACUCAUUGUUUGCUAACAUGAAAGAAGAGAGGAUGAGGGUCAUGUUUCAACAGACUAAUGGCGGAAGAAGGAAUGGAGGUGGCCAGCAGCGACAGAUAUACGGGAGAGGCCAGUAUAGAAAUUAAAUAGAACUUGUCCUUCUAUCGAUCUGCCACUGAUCUCAGUUGUGUUUAAGCUUUAAAGUUCAAAAUGCUGAGGCACCAAAGUUGCCAUAAACUGGAAUUAAUCGUCCUAUUUCACCAUGUAUGAAGAUAUUUAAGUUUCUUUUGUAUAGUUUCCUUGUAUCGGUGAAAUCGUACUGUAUUCUUGCUAUAUUUGUUCAGUUUGCAGUUUAUUUAAUAUAUGCUCUCUUAAAAGUC
Messenger RNA from Daucus carota subsp. sativus, 954 nucleotides. RefSeq lists its product as uncharacterized. The record is from RefSeq and is a predicted model, not a curated record. Bases 130 to 720 code for a protein of 196 amino acids. The transcript is spliced from 7 exons. NCBI's taxonomy places the organism in Eukaryota, Viridiplantae, Streptophyta, Magnoliopsida, Apiales, Apiaceae.